Aedes aegypti (yellow fever mosquito) is the source of this 672-nucleotide messenger RNA. RefSeq lists its product as uncharacterized. Bases 7 to 612 code for a protein of 201 amino acids. The transcript has 2 exons. NCBI's taxonomy places the organism in Eukaryota, Metazoa, Arthropoda, Insecta, Diptera, Culicidae. The record is from RefSeq and is a predicted model, not a curated record.
AAGGAAAUGAAAAAUUUUCUUCAUUCGAAUUGGAGCUCUCAAGCCAACAAGAUGGAAAAGUCCAACCUGUUCUUCAAGUCCGCUUCCCUGGCCCUGGUCCUGGUGGCAGUGUUCCAACUGGCCCCUGCAAGCCCUCUCCAUGAAGCCGAAGAACCAAUUACCGUUCCUUCCAUCCAGUUCCGAAGCAAAACCGAUCAAGAUCUUUGCGCGGCUUAUCAGCUGAAUGGGAAAAUGUUCAUCACCCUGAACCGCUGCUUGGGAUCUGAAGCGAGCCGAAUCAACCAACUGACCGAGCUGGACGUUGUUGGAAAGGGUCAACAGGCCAUCCAAGCUUUCGCUCUUCAACCUUCUGGAACUGACUCCAUGGGUGACCUGGCCGUUAUUAUGUAUACUGGAGCUGUCGAGGGCGGAGAUCAGCCGCAAGCAUCUAGUGCCGGACUGUUCGAAAAGUUCGGUCUACGCAGCUUGGUUCGCAUUGGACGUCGGGGUCGCCAGGAUGAAGCCGGAGCAGCGACAGAAAACGCCACCGAUAGUGCCCCGUUCAACGGUAGGAACGCCCAGCUGAUUGGAGCCGCAUUAACCUUUGUGGGAUCCGUUUUGCUGAUGCAGUAGGAUGAUGUGUGAUGUGUUUUAUUUUUGGUAUUAAUAAAAACGAUUGUGUAAUUAUUGAAA